Messenger RNA from Penicillium cataractarum, 1065 nucleotides. RefSeq lists its product as uncharacterized. The record is from RefSeq and is a predicted model, not a curated record. Bases 1 to 1065 code for a protein of 354 amino acids. Lineage: Eukaryota; Fungi; Ascomycota; Eurotiomycetes; Eurotiales; Aspergillaceae. The transcript is spliced from 3 exons.
AUGCGAGGUUCUCAAAUUGCCCGAGUGGUGGCCUUGGGAUUGGCCUCGGCAACAUUAGCAGCAGCAGCAAACGAUGCGAGCUAUGACCCUUCAUUGAACUUCCGACCGGACAAUGUGACCUUCAGUAACCUGUAUCAUUGGGUUGGAUCAUACUACAACGGUUCGACGACAAUCCAGAUCGAGCCCUUUGGUGGAGUCGCCGCGAAGGAAGAAGGGACCCUUGACACCACUUGGUGCCCGAAUUUGAAGGGCAACACCUACAAUACCAAAUUCGAUACAAUCCUUGGACUUACGGAGCGGGCCAAAUACAAUGCUGGCAGCAAUCCCCUCAACGUUGUCCUGACCCUGUGGGAUCCAGGCUUCAACUUCAGUGUGCUCAACGCAAGUAAAGAGAUCACAGAUUUACCAUGGGACUGGGCACUAUUCUCUGCAUUGCCUUUGGAUUCAUACAAUGGCUCUUUUACGGAACCCGAUCUCUUCAAUCUCACUCUUGCCGAGACUAGCAAGGCACCCUACAACGUUUCAAGUACCUUCACCGAAUAUGGCAGCGACAGCACAUUCGAUUCAACUUACCCGAUUGUAUUCAACAUGACAUCCUGCAAUGGAACGCAGGCCACUGAUUGGUCUGCAUACAUGAUCUCCAACUACUACUGGCCUACCACAGGGUCCAAUAUCUCGUAUCCAGACCCAACUUUCGACAUUGUGUUCGACGAUAAGACUGCCAAACUUACCCUGGAUGCUUACAUUCAAGCAGUCCAGGGCUGUGAGGAUAGGCCUCAAAACCAAGACUUCUGCGAAGCAGACACUCUGAUCGAGGCUAAGAUGACGAUCACGUUCGAGGGAACGAUCGACUCUUAUCAUUCGGAUGAGCUUAAGACAGACAGCUCUAAGCCUACUUGGCUUAAGACAGUUGGCUUCAACAACAGUACCAAGACAGAUGGAAACAGUACUACCGGCAGUGGUAGUAGUAACAAGAAGAAUGGCUCGAGCGGUCGUCAAUACCCGGGCGCAUUCCCCCUUGCCGCUGGCAUCGUCGCGGCUAUAUUUUCUUCUCUGUCCAUUUAG